UAAGGCCCUUUUCACAUGCACACGGUCACGGCACGGCCGCCAUGCCGUGCAACCGUGCUAGCUCUUUCACAUGUAUACGGCUUACACACGGUCGCCGGCUAUGGAUGUUGCAGUAUUAUCGAGAAUUUUGGGGAACGACGACGUCUAUUAUCAUGGAACAAAAAAAGAUUCUUUUCAUUAUCAUCUAAUUCUUCGAAACUACUAUUUAAUCCUAUACAUACUUCUUUCUACGGUUCUUUUGUCUCGUUCCUGUUUUUAUAAGACGCGAUGGUUUUAUCCCAUAAAGUAGGACGCGCUUCAACUAGCGAAAUCAACACAUCAACAUCGAUUUCGACAGACAUUCUGUAACAAUCGUCCGUCCGUUCCCCUGUCUAUGACUUUAGCUGACGAAUGGUAUUUGCGCUCGCCGUGCCGUACCGCGCCCGUGUUCAUGUGAACGCGUCUAUACAAGUUCAUACAAGACUAUAAGGACGGUUGCCGCGUCAAAACCGUGCUUAUAGUGGAUAAGGACGGCUAACACGCGGUCACGGCACGGUCGCCGUGCAAUGUGAAAGCUCUCAUUGUUGCUCAUACAUUACUAUUUUACACGGCACGGCAACCGUGCCAUGUCCGUGUACAUGUGAAAAGGCACUAAAGGUCAUCUGCGACUGCGCCCAACAGCAUACACACUCAAAAAAAAUUGAAGGAAAACGGGUGGAUAGACUCAAACCUAACCGAGUUGGGUUGUAUAGAGGCUUUAAGCAUGUUUCAUUUAUUGACGUAUUGACUGAUGUUAUAUUGACAAAUUGGCAAGUGACAAGUGUCUGUUAUUAUCAUUCGGAAAACAUAACCUCAAUAUUUGGUUCAAACCAACUUGGAAAUCAGUGUUUUUUAGUUUAUUCAAAAGAAAAUGUCGAUUUUAAUACGCACUGAUGUAACUGCUGUAAAGUUGUACAAAAAAUUUUUGUUAGCUGGCAUUGGAAGCUCUGUUUAUAUUUAUACUAAGAAUGGCUUCAAAUUUUUACAUAGGUUGCACUGUUUAAAUGGUCAAAAGAUAUAUGGACUAGUGCCUAAUGAAGUUCGGGAUUACGUCCUUGUAUUUGGAGGCAAACAGUUCAGUGUGUUAUCAUUGGAGUGCCCGAAGAGUGACGAAGAUGACUUGAGAGUAGCAAGAAUAGUUGAGCCUGUAGUUUCCAUUGAUUGGUUACAUUCAGCAGCCUGGAUGAAAGAUGAUACCAUGGCUGUUUUAACAGCUCAUAACAUUGUUCAGGUUUGGGAUCUAAGUAACAAUUCCAUGAUCUCUCAACACCUGACUAAAGAAAACUCCAUCCUAUACAGUGGCCUUCUGUUGGCUCUGCAAGAUGGUGUAUUGGUGUUUGCCGGGACUGUGUUCUCUGAAGUUAUUGUAAGUUCUACUACAAAUGAAAAUCCUCUACAUUACUUAAAAGGACAUCGGGGGGUAAUAUUUUCCAUUACUGUUGACUUAAAGAGAGGCAUCAUUAUCACUACUUCAGAUGACAGAUCAGUCAGAAUAUGGGGAGUAGAUCCAACAUACACUCUAAAUAAUACGGCCAUAGACACAACGGAGUACUGGCGAAAUUGCACUAUUAUUUGUAAGCAUGAAGUCUAUGGGCAUACAGCUAGAGUUAUGAGAAGUUGCAUUACUGACGACUCGAUCAUAUCUGUAGGGGAGGACUCAACUAUGUGUUACUGGGAUUUGAAAGGAAAAUUGCUUAAGAAAUAUAUUACCCAUCAAAACGGUUGUAUUUGGUGUGUUGAUGCCAAUAAAACACAUGCAGUCACAGGAGGCGGGGAUUGUGCUGUUAUUUUACACCCCAUGACAGCAGCUUCAUAUAAUGGCCAAAACAAAGUUAUCAACUUUAACGUAACUCCAAGAAAAAUUGCUUUCACCGCUAGAAAGAACCUUAUAAUUUUAGAUGAUAAUGAUAACUUAGUUUAUUUCAAUGUAAGUGAUACAACACAAACUGAAUAUAAACUUUUUCAUGACUCAACAUAUAAAUUGUUCACAGUCUCUGAUUGUAAACAAUUAAUAGCUGUAGGUGAAAUGAAUGGCAAGCUUGAUAUUUUUGCGGAAAAUUGUAAAGAUGUAGCUUGUCUUACAAACAUUAUAGACACUAGAGUAAAUUUAGGAAAAGUUUUAUCAAUGCAUUGGGCAGGAAAUAGACACUUAGUUUUUUGUGCAGAGCAUGGUGUGAUAACAGUAAUAAGUUCAAGGAACAAUGACAUAGAAACUUUUGCUGUGUUUAUGCUUCCACCUUGCAAGGAGAGGUGGCUAACCUCUGCAGCUAUGGAUCACUCAAAUAAAUUUAUAGUUGUCGGUGACAGAUGUGGGAAUAUCCAUGUUUAUUUACAAGGAAAUAAAAAUCCCUAUAAGACCUUUAAUAGGGUCCAUGGAAGAUAUGGACCUACAUCUAUAACUAUAAAAAACAAUGAAUUUGUAACAACAGGUCGUGAUAGGUGUAUUAAAUAUUUUUCAUUAGAUAAAAAUGAUAAAUCUUCAACUAUAUACAUGUGCAGUAAAGAAUUAGAAUUCCAGUGGGUUGAAAAGUUUAUUGAUAAAGAUGACAAUAUUGUAUGUGGAUUUCAAGAGAGAACCUUUGUUGUUUAUAACGUUAAGAAUCACAACAAAAUUCUGGAAGUAAUCUGUGGUGGUGGUCACAGAUCCUGGGAUGUCUUCAGAUAUGUAGACAAAGCUGGUGAUGAUUAUGAUGAAUAUAUCAAACUCGUAUAUAUCAAAAAUAGUGAUGUCCACUCUCACAUAUUUCAAAUGAGCAAAAUAAUUUCACAAAACGUAGUAAACAGCUCCCAUUCAAAAGAAAUAAACUGUUUAAAGACUUUCAAUAAUGAUUUGGACCCACUUGUCAAAUUUUACGUUACUGGUGGUGAAGAUACGACGUUAAGAAUUUCCACGAUUGACGCAAAACUUAAAUUCCAAGAUGAGGUGGUCUUCAAACAGUUGUCUAAUGUACGAACAUUGACAUUAGUUCCGUACCCUAAUAGUGUUCUGGUUAUAUCUGCAGGUGGCAGAGCACAAAUUUGUCUGAAAAUUAUAACCAUACUUAGUAAAGGUGAUCACCUGAAAGUAGCAUCUGAAGAGUUGAUAGAUUACAUGAUUAAAGGCACAGAUAGAGAGAGGAAGAAUAACCAGACUUGGAGAAACAGUACAAUAGAUUUUGAUCCUGAAACCAGAGUAAUGGAUCUGGAUGCCAUUAAGUUAGGUGAUGGCAGAAUAAUAGUAUAUGCUGGCUGCUCAGAUGCUUACCUUAGAAUAUUCUCUUUCUUUAAUAAAGCGUUUACGCCUAUUGGAGAGUUGAAGCAUCACAAUACUUGCAUUUUAAAAACAGUUUGUGUACGAAUUAGUAUGAAAGAUAUUCUCAUUACUUGUACAACGACAGGCGAGGUUACAUUGUGGGAUGUAUCUAAUCCACUGGAUAAAGAAAUUGUGCCGUUUUUCACUACAAAAACUAAUAAGUCUGGGAUAAACUGUGUUGAUACUAGAGUGCUAUCCGAUAAAGAAUUUCUAAUCGCCACAGGAGGUGAUGACAAUGCUGUAAUUUUAUCUCUGUUUGAAGUGUUAUCUUCAAGUGAUGCUUCUGUUAAGCACACAUGGUGUACAGACAAGUACCACUGUUCGCAAAUAACAGGAGUUAAGUUUGUCGAAGAGUUUUUGUUGACAACUUCCAUCGACCAAAGGGUGACGUUGGCUAAAUGGACUGUGGAUGACGAAAGCGUUUCCUGCGAGUUUCUGACGCAAAUCUUCAGUGACGUAGCUGAUGUGCAGGGAUUGGAUGUCUUGAAUUCUAAUGGCUUUUCUGCAUUUGAAAUGGCCAUUGAUUCCCGCUGCGUGCAUCUGUGGUUGUCGGCACAUCUGUUAAAAUGUUGGGUUCAGGCCUGUAAUCUAAAUAAUUUGGACCUUUUUGCUGAAAUCGGGUAUCUUCCGGCUAUUCCGAUUCACUACGCUACGUUGUACCAGUAA
Messenger RNA from Chilo suppressalis (striped riceborer), 3976 nucleotides. NCBI's taxonomy places the organism in Eukaryota, Metazoa, Arthropoda, Insecta, Lepidoptera, Crambidae. The record is from the annotation of a GenBank genome assembly.